Molecule: messenger RNA, 588 nt
Organism: Fulvia fulva
Lineage: Eukaryota; Fungi; Ascomycota; Dothideomycetes; Mycosphaerellales; Mycosphaerellaceae
Exons: 2
Coding region: 1-588 (195 amino acids)
Source: RefSeq, a predicted model, not a curated record
AUGCCUCCUGCCGUGGCAUCCCGAGGUGCCGCCCCACUUGACGCACCUCACAAUUCCAGUCCUGAACAUCAACAUCGAUACAUGGAUACAAUUACGACCAACCAACAGGAUCUCUCCAACCUCUCCCCAGAAGAAGCGCAAAGACGUCGUCGAGAGUGGAACCGUGGACCCUUAGAAGACCUCUUCCCUCGAAUACCCCAAGUCGCUUUGGAGCGAGUCCUAGAUAUCUGCAUUGACAAAGACUUCACAUACAACCUCAGCCAAUCCAAAUUCUGGAAUGCAAGACGAUACACCAGCAUCGUCGUCGCCAAUGUGAGGCACUUCUACACCGACUAUGAUAAGCUUCUCCGCGAAGAACGACUUGAGCGGUACGAGGCUCGAAGGGCGACUGCGCAGAGUGUGUGGAAGACUUUGAGGGAGUGGUGUCCCUGGGAUAGUAGCAAUGAAGCUCUGCAACGUUGCUUCGAGGCCUCGAUCGUGCCGCCGUGGGAGCGCGAUCCGACCUGGGAUCCAAUGGACAUCGACGAGUCUGACGAUGAGGGUCAGGAUGAGCACGAUGUGCUGGCAGACCCCAUGGACCUUGACUGA